This is a messenger RNA of Hypanus sabinus (Atlantic stingray), 4223 nucleotides long. It is a transcript of the gene plppr4a, whose product is annotated as phospholipid phosphatase related 4a. The transcript is spliced from 7 exons. The record is from RefSeq and is a predicted model, not a curated record. Gene Ontology annotation, biological process: phospholipid dephosphorylation; axonogenesis; signal transduction. The coding region runs from base 248 to 2410 and encodes 720 amino acids. Gene Ontology annotation, molecular function: phosphatidate phosphatase activity. NCBI's taxonomy places the organism in Eukaryota, Metazoa, Chordata, Chondrichthyes, Myliobatiformes, Dasyatidae.
GUUGUGCGGAAAGCCUCAUUUGAUUGUGUGCGGCCACCUACAAUUUAUUGCUUUGUGUUUGCGCCUCUUUCCGCACAGCCUGAAUAUACGGGCACUUGGUUUACGGAGAAAUAGCGAGGUUUGUUCAGCUACGGACGGCGCUGGGGAUUGUAAACAGCGAGCAGCAGUGUGGAGCGAAGAUCGACAAGUCGGACCAAUCGAUUGCACUAAUCGGCGGCGGCGUGUGACACAGAUCUGAGGACCGGACAUGUCUUCUAAAGAAAGGCAGAAAGCCAAGCUGACCAAGGAGAGCGUUACCCUGUUGCCUUGCUUCUAUUUCGUGGAGCUGCCAAUACUGGCCUCCUCAAUUGUCAGUCUAUAUUUCCUGGAGCUCACAGAUGUCUUCAAACCCGUUCGCUCAGGCUUCAACUGCCAUGACAGGACACUCAGCAUGCCGUAUAUUGAACCCUCUCAGGAAAUCAUCCCCUUUCUCAUGCUGCUUAGCUUGGCGUUUGCUGGACCUGCAGCCAUGAUUAUGAUAGGUGAAGGUAUUCUUUACUGUUGUCUGACAAAAAGAAGAAAUGGAAUAGUAACCGAGGCGAACAUCAACGCUGGAGGCUGUAACUUCAACUCAUUCCUCCGACGUGCCGUCAGAUUUGUUGGAGUUCAUGUGUUUGGCCUUUGUGCCACUGCUCUCAUCACUGACAUUAUUCAGCUGUCAACCGGGUACCAUGCCCCAUAUUUUCUUACAGUGUGUAAGCCUAAUUAUACAUCGCUAAAUACCUCCUGUGAAGAAAAUCCAUACGUUGUGGAAGAUAUCUGCACAGGAUCUGAUCCUUCCAUCAUUAACGCUGGCAGGAAAUCGUUUCCAUCACAGCACGCCACACUUGCAGCCUUUGCAGCUGUAUAUGUUUCAAUGUAUUUUAAUGCAACACUGACUGACUCUUCCAAACUCCUCAAGCCACUCCUGGUCUUCACCUUUAUCAUAUGUGCAGUCAUCUCUGGUUUAACACGUAUUAUCCAGUACAAGAAUCAUCCAAUAGAUGUUUACUGUGGAUUCAUGAUAGGAGGAGGAAUCGCAGUCUACUUGGGUCUUUAUGCUGUAAGUAAUUUCCAGCCUAGUGAUGACGGUUUAUCCCACCAAACCUAUCACAGAGAACCCUUGAGAUCACUGACAGACCUCAGCCAGGAAAGCAGCAGACAGCUCCAAGGAAAAACUCCCAGUAGCAUUGAUGGAAUUUCCUCACACCAUUCCGAAAGUAUUCUUAAUCGAAACCACAGGGAGUCCAGCUCCCUUACUAACCUGAAGAGAACAAGUGCUGAAGUUGAGGUCAUUACCCCUCGCAGUCCAAUGGCAAAGGAGAAUAUGGUGACCUUUAGUAAUACUCUGCCUCGUGUCCACACAUCAUCAAUGGAUGAGGCGGCAAGAAGGAAUGCAUCAAUUCAUGCAUCCAUGGACUCAGCCCGAUCAAAACAACUCCUGUCACAGUGGAAAUCCAAGAAUGAAAGUCGGAAACUGUCCCUGCAGGUUAUGGAGACAGAGACAGGUCACUCACCACCAAAGUCCAUUGAGAUGCGAUCCAGCUCAGAGCCAGCAGGGGUAGGUCUCAAUGGAGACCAACAAUCCCAACUCACUCAGUAUCUGAAGAUGCAAGCCGGUACUAUUCCAGGAAGCAACAACACCAGCAACAUCGGUGGUGGAGCACGAGUCUGCAUGCAGUCACGGCCUGGUUCGUCGCAGCUCGUCCACAUACCCGAGGAAACGCAAGAGAACAUAAGUACUUCUCCAAAAGCCAGUUCGGCAAGAUCAAAGUGGCUGAAGGUAGCUGAGAAGAGUGGGGUUGGCAGGGCAAGCACCCAGCCAAGAAUUAUGCAAGUUAUUGCUAUGUCCAAGCAGCAAGGAAUGCUGCAGAGCAGUCCAAAGAGCACAGAUAGUAGCACAGUCAGCUGCACAGGAUCUAUAAGGUACAAAGCUUUAACCGACCAUGAGCCGACUAAUAUUGUAAGGGUGGAAGCUCACCCAGAGAACAACAGACCCCUGGUCCAUGUACCUUCAGGCAGUGAGGAGAGCGGUUCGUGGAAGUGGAAGGCCAGUGAAAAGAGUAGUCUCCGCCAAGCAUUCGAGUUAAAUGACCUUAAUAGGGACUCUGAGAGCAGUGAUUCACUGAAAGAUAGCUUUGCCUCAUCCGACAGAAAGAAAACCAAUCCAGACAUUGGUGAGCACCAUCACCACGGAAUCACCACCAUUCGGGUGACACCAGUGGAAGGAAGUGAAGCUGCCUCGGAGACGCUCUCAGUGUCCUCCAGUCGGGACUCAACCCUCAGGCGGAAAGCUAACAUCAUUUUAAUACCCGAAAGAGGAAACAGCCCAGAAAACACAAGGAACAUCUUCUACAAGGGAACAUCACCCACUAGAGCCUAUAAAGAGUGAAUGUUUACCCUGGAAGCCUGCUGAAAGACAAUCCUUUCAAGAGAGAUGAAGAAUAUCUCUACUUAAUGAUAACAAAUACAGCCAUUUUAAUGUGCCAUUCAGCUGUAAAAUGAAUUAAAAUGUUGCCAAUAGUUAAACAUCUUUGCAUGAAUAAGUUAUUUUUACAUCCUAAUCAAAAGCACAUGGGCAUAGCCUGAGCCUUGUGGAUAAAAAGUACUUGCUAUGUUGCUAUUUCAAUAAACUGUGAAUGCAUUUUCUCCCAUAUUGAACAUCAUUCAUAUAUUGAUCAAAUGAUAAAUUUUCAGUUAGCUUUUGCUGUAUAGCCAUAGUCUGUAAUGGACAAUUUAGAAUUUCUCUCCUGACUACUGCUCUAGAUGGAAAUUGCAUAUCUAACAGUUAUUAUGAAUUUUGCCACUUUUUAUGUGUUGAAAUGUUACUGAAGUUACAAUGGUUACUUGGUUGACAGUAAAUGACACUUUUAAUUCCAGAAGUAUCUUCAAAGGGAUCACAUAGAUAAUAAAACCAUGUAGCCUUUAUGGAAAUUACACGCAAAGUGUAUUUGAAUACAUACAAAUAUACACCACAUAUAAUACAAAUAAUAGAUUUUUCUCACGGAAUGUAAACUGGACAGUAAUUGAUAACUGACAAUGAUUUAUAUCAUAGAUUUUUUAUACUUAUUGUAGCCUUAGCAUAUUGAUAUAUGCCUUUGAAGAAAAUGUUUUUUAAGUGAUUAAAGACUGCAUCCUUUUUUGUAAGCUUACAUAGCUAGUACUUCAAAACUAUUAAAAUAUAUAUAAAAUAUGCCUUUAAUCAUGUGGUACAGGCUUUGUACCAAUGUCUUUUUACAUUAACUAAUGAAUGCAAGUGUCCAAUACAACCGUGUUUUACAACCUUUUCUCCCUCAAGUGGUGUAUAAACCUGUAUAAUCCUACUGAUUUGCUACAGGAAAGUGUUUUGUUAUUUAUUACUAGAUCCAUAUGGAUAGAAAGAUGUGCAGCUUUUAUUAGGUAUUUGUUGUUUUGAAUACAGCUUAAAUAUAGGAAGUUAACAAUCUUUCAAGCAGAAACUCAAGUAUUAUGAUAUCAACCUUGUUCUUUAGUAUCUUUGUUAAACUUUUGUUAGAAUAAUGACUUUUAAGGAAUCGUCAUAUUUCAAAGAGCCCUUGGCUUGAAUGAUUCCAGUGAAUAAAGUGAAAACAUUCUUCUUAUCGCAUAAUGAUAUAGUUAUGUUUUAUUACAGUUGUUAUUUACAAUGGAAGUGUACUGUUCCUGGUACUGUACAAGUGGCUGUAACACUUUGGAUAAUGGGGAAAAUAUCCAAGCAACUGCAUGUAUUUUUAAAGUAUCACCUGUAAAAAAACGAAACUUUAUUUUCACUGCAACCAGUACAUUAAAUAUUUAUUAUGGAAUUAUUUAACAAAUCAUUGUAUAGAAUCACUAGUUGGUACAGACUGUGAUACCUUGUUGAAGAUUGUUACUUGCCCAGUAAAAUUAUAUUUAAGUGGUUUGUGCGUUAAAAAGAAAACCAUUUAACCGAGGUAUGCACAGAUGUAUAUAUUUGCCUAUGUGCUUAAAAUGUCCUGUUAACUAUUUUUUCAUAAAGUGUUUUAAAAGUGGGCACUAGAUCAGUAAGUGAACAUAAGACAUAACUUUGUGCAAGUUCCUAAAUUGUGCUAUACAAGAGUCUUGUGGAAACAGACCAAGGUCGGGGCUGAUUUCUCUUAAAAGUAAAUCAGUGGCACUAUUAUCUUGUGUGAGAUUUCAGCCACACUUAAGCAACAUAUUUCUUGUAAGUUAAUUUACAGAAUAAAUGU